Coccomyxa subellipsoidea C-169 is the source of this 832-nucleotide messenger RNA. RefSeq lists its product as hypothetical. Lineage: Eukaryota; Viridiplantae; Chlorophyta; Trebouxiophyceae; Coccomyxaceae. Bases 41 to 559 code for a protein of 172 amino acids. The record is from RefSeq and is a predicted model, not a curated record. The transcript has 5 exons.
UGCCUAUAUUUUUUCAUGCUGUACCGCUCACAAAGGAGCAAUGCUGCGUGGAAGGGCUGUCCCUCCGUAUAGCGCCCCACCAAUUUCUCGGCCACCCCGAUGCAGGGAUUCUAUAAUACCACGAGCGUGCAGCUAUACAGCUGCAGAUCAUAGGAGGCAGCUGCAGAAAGUCGGUGUGGACGCUGAGCAGGCCAGCGUCCACGCUGAGAUGACUACAGCUGCAAGCAAACAAGCAAAGCAGGAGACAACCAGCGAAAUGGCUCCAAGCCUGAGCCUCCUGACACAGAAGACCGAUGUACUGGGAGCAAAAAUGGAGGCCCUGGAGGACUCCCUAGGAUCGAAAUUAUCAAAGCAGGAGAACCUCCUGGUUACAAAAUUGGAUAAGGUCGACGGUGACCUCCAGGCACUGAGCAAGGACCUCCAGGCACUGAGCAAGGACCUCCUCAGUGUGAAGCUAAACACACGGUGGGGUCUAGUGCUCCUGCUGGUGGUCAUAAUGGUGAUGUCUGGAGCAUUUGAUAUCACCAAAACUCUCCUGUGGAAGCUUCUCCAGUUCUAAGAUUUGUACUUGUCCUUGUAAGUUUGCUGUAAAUAUGUAAAAAAGUGUAGACAGAGAAUUAGGGUGCUAUUUUGUAGUUUUAGGCGAGGCACAUGUAAUAGAGACUUCCUUGAGGUGUCGUCAGUCUUUGAGCAUGCGGUCCUAGACUUAAGUUUUACAAACUUCUCUGUCUGCUCGGGUGGUCCGUUGGUGCUAGUGAUCACCUUGAAUUUGGCGGGCUGUACUGCAAAUGCAAGAUACGCCUUCCUGUUUCAUGUAAUGUGUUUUACAUGC